AUGGAAAGUCGCCACGGAAGAAAGAAGGAACAGGCAGAGUCGCCAGAGGCACUCAAGACCAGAGAGGAGAAAGAAACUGUCCUCGUACGCGAAUAUCUCGCCCUCAAGGACACCCUCAAGGAAAUUGUCGAAUCGAACAAACGCGACAAUGACGCGCUUAAAGUUACAACGGCACUGCUCCGCAAGAGCCCCGACUACUAUACCAUCUGGAACGUGAGGCGAACCAUCCUCAAGGAAGGGUUCCUCGACAACGCUAGCGAUGACGAGACGGCCAACAAGAUCUACACCGGUGAGCUCGAGUUUGUGCAGGAGAACUUGAAGUUGAACCCAAAGUCAUACUGGAUGUGGAACCACCGCCGCUGGUGCCUCGAAAGCAUGAGCCAGCCCCGCUGGGACAAGGAGCUCGCCAUGGUUGGCAAGUUCCUCGAGAUGGACGCUCGCAACUUUCACGGAUGGGACUACAGGAGAUACAUCAUCCGACAGCUCGACUUGAAGGACAAGGAAGCAAAGGACAAGGUGCUCGAGCGAGCACAGUCCGAGUUUGACUUUACAAUCACAAAGAUCCACCAAAACUUUUCCAACUACUCUGCAUGGCACAACAGGAGCACUCUGCUCGGCAAGCUGGCAGAGGACAUGUCGACAGAAGAAAGGGAGGCUAUUGUAGACAACGAGUUUGAUCUUGUCAAGAACGCGAUCUAUACCGAUCCCGAAGACCAAAGCGCAUGGCUCUAUGAACUCUGGCUCAUCGGUCGAGAGGAGAGGAGUAUUUCGAUUCUAGGCGCACAUGUCAUCUCGUUCCACCCUCUAGAGAUUGUUGUCGCAUUUGAUGAGACGGUCAAGAUGCGCAACCCUUUUACAGUGUCAACCCGCGUCGACCAUGUUGCUAUCCCACUCGAGGGAGAAUGGAAGGCUACAGGAUCAGAUUCGGCGCUCGGCAGUGUGUGGAUCUUCCAGCAGGCGCCAGGUGCUGUGUAUGGCCCCACAGUCGAGAUUGUCAUUUUCUCAGACGAUGUUUGUGCGGUGCGAGCAGGAUCAAAGCUCCCUGCAGCCGUGUGCUACGAACUGGAGACAUUGAACCAGAACUUGGACGAAAUCUCGGGACGCUUGGGCAGACUGGUGAUUGGACAGAACCUGAUGUACGAUGUCACCAAGCGCAUUGGACCCGUCACUGGCCCUGACGGCACUCUGGAGACACAGGCGGUACAUCCCAAGCACCGUGUGACAUCGUUGACGGAAUCGGGCUCGCUUGACGACAGAAUUGCGCUUCUGGAGCGAGAGAUCUCAGCUGUCCGCGAACUAGUUGAACUGGAACCCGACUGUAAAUGGCCAAUCCAGAUCCUGUCGACAUUGCUAUCCGAGUUGCGCAAGACAGUCAGCAUCCACUCGACACAGGCCAAGGUCAUUGACGACGAAUGCAUUGAACUGCAGGAGAAGCUCAUCACUAUCGACCCUUUGCGCCAGGAGCGAUACGAGGACCGCCGCACACAGCUAGUGUUUGACCGUGAGACGUUGUCGAUUAUUCAGGACUCGAAGCGGUUCCCAGAGAUUGAAUACUCGGCCAAACAACCAACCAACCUGGAUCUUUCGAUGCGUGGAUUGACCCACAUCCCCAUCUCAUCUUACCUUCUCCACCUCCACACGCUUAACUUGGACUCCAACUCAAUCACAUCAACCCGCUUUCUCCGCAACCUGCUGAACGUUCGCCGAGUCAACUUGUCCAACAACCUAAUUGAGCACCUCGAAGGAAUGCAGCAUGCACCCAGCCUCGAGUUCUUGACACUCGAGAACAACAUGAUUGCGAAAUGGGAAGAUGUGGUUGCAGGAUUUGUGUUCUGGGGUGAAGGCAAGCUCGCUCGUACAGGCGGACAUGUCAAGGUACUGCUGGGCAACAAUCCUGUGGUCGUGAACGAAGGUGGUGAAUAUGUCCUUGAGAAGCGGUGGGAGGAUGUUGGGAAGGUUGGUGUUGAGAUCCAAUGGCAGUCUGAAGAGCUUCGUCUGGCCGAGGAAGCGCUCUUGGCUGCUGAAGACGAAACUGGUGCUGUUGGAAACAUGGUUGUGGAUGGCACUCGGCGUGUUAGCGCGACAGUUGUUGAGUUUGAUGCUGGACUUGCUCAUUAA
This is a messenger RNA of Linnemannia hyalina, 2118 nucleotides long. Lineage: Eukaryota; Fungi; Mortierellomycota; Mortierellomycetes; Mortierellales; Mortierellaceae. The record is from the annotation of a GenBank genome assembly.